CAAAAAUAAAAAUUCGGUAAUAGUAUCAUGGAGUAGCCCAACUUCAAAACGGAGAAAGCCAGAGCUCUGUGAAUUGUGAUUCAACGAAACCAACGAUUGAACGAAGCCCUGCGUUGACUCGUCGAGGGCAGUCACCCAAUCCGCAGGCCGCAGCACGGCAGCAGUCUACCAAGGGCCAAGGCGACCUCCGUCCUCCGUGACCUCCGUCUAGGCCUCUAGGUCCCCCACCGCAGCACGCCAGCAGCCAGCACCGCAGAGCUGAGAUGAGUGGUUGGCAUCUGAAAGUCUUCAAAGAUGGAAGCUUUAACAUUUAUGCCAAAUCACACACUCUUCACUUCGGGAGAAGAUUUUCCUUGUGGUCUAUGAAGAAAGACCCAGAGCUUGAAUCUGCAUUAUGCAGAAACCGCCGGUGGAUUGUGAAUAAUCAGAUAAAAAAUAUAAUCUUGAGAUAUCCAGACCAGGUGGCCCCCGUUAAGUUCCUCCAGAAGAAGUUCAAGAGUCUUGAUCUCCAAGGGAAGGCCAUGAAUUGGCUGAAGAAGUACCCCUGCUGCUUUGAGGUUUUCCUGGAGAAGGAUGAGUACUACUGCCAGCUCACCAAAAGAAUGAUGUGUUUGGUCGAGGAGGAAGAUUCCAUGAAGGAUAUGCAGGAACCUGUGGUUGCUGAGAGACUAGCUAAGCUGUUGAUGAUGAGCCGUGACCAGAGGCUGAAUGUUACGAAGCUUAACGAGUUAAAGAGAAACUUUGGAUUUCAGGAUGAUUAUUUACUUAGAAUCAUACCCAAGUAUGAUAAACUUUUUAGAGUUGUCAAUCACACAGGGAGGAGAAGUUCAAUGGAGAUUGAGCUCAUAUCUUGGGAUAAAAACCUAGCAACCUCUGCAAUUGAAAGGGUAUCACAAAUAAAGGGUCAAGAGCCACGAUUCUCAUGCUCUUUGCCUGAAAGUUGGAUGAAAUCAAGGGAAAGGUUUGAAGAAUUCAACUCAACGCCUUACAUUUCACCUUAUUCAGAACAUAAAUGUUUGGCAGAAGGCUCAUUAGAGAUGGACAAGAGAACAGUUGGGCUGGUGCACGAGUUACUAUCAUUAUCCUUGUGGAAGAAAGCGUCAAUUGUCAAGUUUGGUCAUUUUAGAAGAGAGUUCAGCAUGCCUGAGAAACUAAACAUCUUGUUGCUCAAGCAUCCUGGUAUUUUCUAUGUUUCUAACAGGUACCAGAUUUAUACAGUUCUUCUUAGGGAAGCUUACAACGGAUCUGAACUCAUUGAAAAGGAUCCUCUUGUAGUUGUGAAGGAGAAGUUUGGAGAGCUAAUGCAAGAUGGGCUGCAUGAGUACAACCGGCGGCACCACUUGAUGAAUUUAGAGAAGAAGAGAAAGAAGGGAAUGGUUGAAGCGAAAGAGGUCAGAAGGAGUAAUGGAAAUUGUGAGAGUUCGGAAGAGGGAGAUCAAGUAGGUGGAGAUCUAGGGGGAAUAUUCGACUCAGAAGAAAGGAAACGAUUCUAUAGAGCUCUCUUUGAUGACAAAACUCCAUAGACCUAAGACCAUAAUCUGUUAGUUUUUCCUGGGUACAUAGGGGCAAUGUAGCUGACCCCAAACUCUUUUUGGGAUAAGGCUUGGAUGUUGUUUCAUGUCAUGUGACGUGACUAAGUGAUAUUGUUGUCCGUCACGCGCCUACCACAACACCCUCCUCCUUUAUCCUGGCUUGGGACAGGCAUGAUACCAAAAAAAUGAUCUCAUGCCGGAGUUGUUGUUGUUGUUUGGAUGUUGUUGUUGUUGGUACAUAAGGGAGAUGCUCUUUAUCAAUGAAUACCGUGAUACUCUAUAACAAGUCCAUGUUGCCAAAGACUUGAUCCAGCUUAAUAAUAACUGUCUUUAGUUUAUGCAUAAGGUCGGGCAUUUGCAGAAAAUUGACCCCCCCGUCCCACCCCUUAAAAUCAUUUAGAAUAGUGACUCACUAUUCUAAUCAAACUGAGUCGUUUCAGGUUUUCACCCCUUUUGCAAUCAAAAAGAGUACUAAGACUUGAUGGGUAAUUGGCUAUAAACUGCUCCGGUUACAGUACCUUUAUAAUGAAGACUUGACCAGCUACUUUUGGUCACCAAUGCCUAAAGUGCUUUGAAAAGUCUGCUGCAGAAUGGGAUCAAGACUGACGGUUUAACAUGACAGGUACAUACGCUUUAGCAUCGGUGAAGGUUUCAUCCUAAUGGGGGUUUGGAACAUGCCAAUGCAGAACACGACUGCAAAUGCCUGAUUAGAUUUGCUGACAUUUAUAUUCUAAAUAAAUAUCAGAGCAAAACUACAUUUGCAAUGUGUCAUGUGUUCUGAAAUAUUCAAAAGGGAUCUAGUUGGGAUAAAAAAAGACAUUUGUAGGUAUCUAUUUAAUCUAAGCACUAGAGUAAAAAUACAUUGCACUACAAUCGCAUGGCAUAUUAGUUGUGUCAUGUGUUCGGCUCA
Cuscuta europaea is the source of this 2442-nucleotide messenger RNA. The record is from the annotation of a GenBank genome assembly. Lineage: Eukaryota; Viridiplantae; Streptophyta; Magnoliopsida; Solanales; Convolvulaceae.